CAUAUUCGCGCGUUUUUUUGACAUCACUGAAGUUAACCUGUUAUUACCUGUUUGUGUUUUUUUUGUAACGACGAUUUCUGUCGUUUAUUUGUGAAUUUAACUUUUAUUUAGUUAUAUCAUUCAUUAGUUUUGUGGUAAUUUUAAGUUCAAACAAUGAGUUCUCCAGCCCCCGACACGCCAUCAGAGCGAGAUGGAGCGCGGUCCCGCAUGACAUCACCGGCGCGAGACUAUGAGAUGUUUGAGGAUGAGGGUGCCAUCCUCGGAGACAAUCCUGAGGAGGAAGAGGAUGAUGGAGAGGAACUGUUCAACGAUAAUAUGGAGGCUGACUACCGCCCCAUGCCAGCACUGGAUCGUUAUGAUGCAGAGGAUUUGGAUGAAGAUGACUAUGAUCCCAUGUCCAUACAAGACCGCGUGGCUGCUGAACAGGAGCUCCGGAGAAGGGACCGGGAAGAGGGCCGCACUAGGAGGGAUGACCGCGAUUUGUUGUAUGAUGAGUCAGACGAGGAAAGCACAGGAGCCCCGAGGGCGAAGCGCCGCCGCGCCGCAGAGAAGGCCGCCAUGGGGUCAGAUGAACAAGUGGAGGAGGGCAUUGAGAGUAUUGAGAACUUGGAGGACACUAAGGGUUAUACUACGAAGGAGUGGGUCUCUAUGCUUGGGCCUAGAACUGAGAUUGCCAACAGGUUCAAAAACUUCCUCCGCACGUACACGAACAGUAAAGGCCAGUUCGUCUACAAGGAGCGUAUCCGUCGCAUGUGUGAGCACAACCAGGCGUCCUUCCACGUGGAGUUCGAUGUACUGGCUCGCAGGGAACAAGUGCUGGCUUACUUCUUGCCUGAAGCACCUUUCCAGAUGUUGCAGAUUUUUGAUGAGGUAGCAAAAGACAUAGUGCUCCAAAUAUUCCCCAGCUACGAGCGAGUUACUUCCGAAAUCCACGUCAGAAUAUCAGACUUACCUCUCAUAGAAGAAUUAAGAACAUUCCGGAAGCUACACUUGAACCAACUCGUGAGGACUGUGGGAGUCAUUACGGCUACCACUGGGGUGUUACCACAGUUGUCUGUCGUGAAAUAUGACUGUAAUAGAUGCGGGUAUAUAUUGGGACCGUUUGUUCAGACUCAGAAUUCUGAAGUUAAGCCUGGGUCUUGUCCGGAGUGUCAGAGUGCUGGGCCGUUUAUGGUAAACAUGGAACAGACAGUAUACCGCAACUACCAGAAAGUAACAAUCCAGGAGUCCCCGGGCCGCAUCCCCGCCGGACGUAUUCCUCGCAGCAAGGAGUGCAUACUGUUAGCUGAUCUGUGUGACCGGUGCAAGCCGGGAGAUGAAGUGGAUCUGACUGGCAUUUAUACCAACAAUUAUGAUGGCUCGCUUAAUACUGAGCAGGGUUUCCCCGUUUUCGCAACAGUGAUAAUAGCAAACUACAUAGUAGUGAAAGACUGCAAGCACAUUGUGGACUCUCUUACUGAUGAAGACGUGGCCACCAUAGUGAAGCUAUCCAAAGACCCAAGGAUUGGAGAGCGGAUCGUACAAAGUAUUGCCCCGUCUAUAUACGGACAUGAUUAUAUUAAGAGGGGGUUGGCUCUGGCACUGUUUGGGGGGGAACCUAAGAAUCCAGGUGACAAGCACAAAGUGAGAGGUGACAUCAAUGUCCUUAUUUGCGGUGACCCUGGUACCGCCAAAUCACAGUUCUUGAAGUACACUGAAAAGAUAGCGCCGCGAGCAAUCUUCACAACAGGUCAGGGCGCCAGUGCUGUCGGUCUUACUGCCUACGUCAGGAAGAAUCCUACUACAAGAGACUGGACACUAGAAGCCGGCGCGUUAGUUCUGGCAGAUCGCGGCGUAUGUCUCAUAGAUGAGUUCGACAAGAUGAACGAUGCUGACAGGACAUCAAUACACGAGGCCAUGGAACAACAGUCUAUUUCUAUAUCUAAAGCGGGUAUUGUGACGUCUCUGCAUGCUAGAUGUUCAAUAAUAGCGGCCUCCAACCCUAUAGGCGGUCGGUACGACGCGUCGCUGACGUUCUCUGAGAACGUGAACCUGUCGGAGCCCAUACUGUCGCGGUUCGACGUGCUGUGCGUCGUGAGGGACGAGCCCGAUCCCAUGCAGGAUGCACAUCUCGCCAAGUUCGUGGUAUCGUCCCACAUCCGCCACCACCCCACCCAGCGCGGCACCACGCUAGAGGACAACGCGGCUCCCGACCCUGACUUCGUGCUGCCCCAGGACUUGCUCAAGAAGUACAUCGUCUAUUCUAGGGAGAAUGUGCACCCUAAACUGCAGAAUAUGGAUCAAGACAAGGUAGCUAAGAUGUACAGUCAACUGCGUCAGGAAUCUCUCGCCACCGGCAGUUUACCCAUCACUGUUCGUCACAUUGAAUCAGUAAUCCGCAUGAGUGAGGCGCAUGCCCGCAUGCACUUGCGGCCGCAGGUGUCGGAGGAGGACGUCAACAUGGCCAUCCGCACCAUGCUCGAGAGCUUCGUCGAGACGCAGAAGUACAGCGUCAUGAGGGCUAUGAGACAGACAUUCCAAAAAUACCUAUCAUACAACAAGAACCACAGUGAACUCCUGUAUUACAUCCUACGCCAACUCACAAUGGACCAGCUAGCCUACAUGCGAGGCCUUCACAACCACUCGCAGUCUACCAUUGAGAUUUCCGAACGAGACCUCUUAGAACGAGCAAGACAGAUCAACAUUUCUGACUUAAAACCUUUUUACGAUAGCAGGAUAUUCAAAAUGAAUAGCUUCACGUACGAUGCUAAGAGGAAAGUUAUUGUUCAUGUAUUGCCUGAUAUGCCUAGUGCAUCUAGUGCGUCUUCUUAAUAAAGAAUGUUUCUUUUUUUUCUAUUUUUGAUGUACUGUGUGAAUUGUAGUAAAUGGUUUGUUUACAAGGUAUGAAACUCACUGUAAAAUUGUGUUAAUUUUCGUAGAUUUUUUAGUAUCAGUUUUGUAUAUUUUAUUAAUUCUAUGAAAGAUGAAAUGCAAGAAAACGUCUAUAUUGAUUAUAAUAUUUCACAAUAAAGUUACUUGUAUUUGCUGAGAUUAGAUUCACUUUGUCACUGACGUCGCAAUUCCAGUAAAUGAAAUAUAAAUCUCAAUUUUAUUGUUACAAAAUUAGGUACCAUUUAUCUACAAUCCACAUAGUAGUACUGACAUAUUUACCGAUACCCACCUUUUACAAAAUCACUACAAUUGUAACAUAGCUUUAAUGUUGCCUACAAAAUGUCUUUGAUUUAAGUCUUUUAGAAUAAGCUUUAAUUUCUCGAUUUUUCUUUGAUUCUGUGCUGAACUCAGACAUGUUAUAGGUCUCGUAUGGAUCAAGUUACUCUAAUAAUAGUGCAAGAUCGAAUAUCCGUGAAUAGAAUAGUAGGUAGCUCUUGAAACUAGGUCAUCUGACAGUCGAAGUUAUUUUUAAGACUUUCUUUCCAUAUAUAGUAAUUGCGAGUCGAUGAUAACUAACAUAUAAAAUGGGCAAAAUCUUCAUUUUUUUUUUUUCAAUUCAAAAAGGAUAAUUUUAAUGUUUUGUGUUGUAGGUACAAAGUGUAUGAGUAAACUAAGUGCCUUGGUUAAGUACAAACCCGAUUGUUAGUUGUAUUGUAUCUAAUUAUGUUUUUCGUAAUCAGUGAUUUCAAUUUGUAAUUUUCUAAAUAAACAAUUUUUGUAAUCA
Helicoverpa zea (corn earworm) is the source of this 3655-nucleotide messenger RNA. It is a transcript of the gene Mcm2, whose product is annotated as DNA replication licensing factor Mcm2. The record is from RefSeq and is a predicted model, not a curated record. Gene Ontology annotation, biological process: mitotic DNA replication initiation; DNA replication; double-strand break repair via break-induced replication. Gene Ontology annotation, cellular component: MCM complex; nucleus. Bases 154 to 2811 code for a protein of 885 amino acids. Gene Ontology annotation, molecular function: ATP binding; single-stranded DNA binding; 3'-5' DNA helicase activity. The transcript is spliced from 16 exons. NCBI's taxonomy places the organism in Eukaryota, Metazoa, Arthropoda, Insecta, Lepidoptera, Noctuidae.